Molecule: messenger RNA, 905 nt
Organism: Vicia villosa (hairy vetch)
Lineage: Eukaryota; Viridiplantae; Streptophyta; Magnoliopsida; Fabales; Fabaceae
Product: peptidyl-prolyl cis-trans isomerase FKBP20-1-like
Exons: 6
Coding region: 165-731 (188 amino acids)
Biological process (GO): protein peptidyl-prolyl isomerization
Cellular component (GO): cytoplasm
Molecular function (GO): peptidyl-prolyl cis-trans isomerase activity
Source: RefSeq, a predicted model, not a curated record
UUCUUAACGCCAAUCUCCCCUCUCCAAGAAACAGUUUCAUCCAACGCCUAUGGCCACUCCUCUUCUCCAAAAUCCCUCGCUGUUUAUCAACUCCGUUACUCUAUCACCCCAAUUCGUUCCAGAAGCUUCUUCAUCCUUCAGCUAAGAAGAAAAAAGUGUAAAAGAUGGGAGACGCUAUUGAUUUGUCUGGUGAUGGAGGAGUCAUCAAAACCAUUUUGAGGAAAAGCAAGUCAGAUGCUGUGGCUCCAACUGAAGAUUUUCCUGUUGUUGAUGUACACUAUGAAGGCACACUCGCUGAUACCGGCGAAGUCUUUGACACUACACAUGAAGACAACACUAUAUUCUCCUUUGAACUUGGAAAGGGUAGUGUUAUCAAGGCUUGGGACAUUGCAGUCAAAACCAUGAAGGUUGGAGAAGUUGCAAAAAUAACAUGCAAGCCAGAUUAUGCAUAUGGUAGCGCAGGAUCUCCGCCAGAUAUCCCUCCAGAUGCAACACUUGUUUUUGAAGUUGAGCUAGUUGCGUGUAGGCCACGGAAGGGCUCAACUACUGGAAGUGUUUCAGAGGAGAGGGCUAGGCUAGAGGAGCUGAAAAAGCAGAGAGAGAUUGCUGCUGCUGCAAAAGAGGAGGAUAAGAAGAAGAGAGAAGAACAAAAAGCGGCAGCUGCAGCUCGUGUGCAAGCCAAGCUUGAAGCCAAGAAAGGUCAAGGAAAGGGUAAAGGGAAAGGAAAGUAGGGAGUUCAAGUAUCUGCAAAAAUUGAUGUGUGAAAAUAAUCAAAUAGCUUUGAACAAAAUUCCGUGUCCAUUCUAAAUAAUUGUUGGCAUGAAUAUCAGAAGUUGGAUAGCUUGCUAUGGAAUUAAUAGGCAAUAUCAUGCUAUGGAAUUAAUAGGCAAUAUCAUGUUUUUUCA